CAUGAGUAUACUUGUAUAGGUACUUCACUGAGGUCAUUAAGGAGAUUUUGAUAACAGAGGGUUGGAAGCUUCAUAAUCUUUAACUUUCUUUCUAAAUAAGGUAGUACUCAGCUGUAGUAGUUAUAUAGAGUGUUAGCUAUUUGUCUUGGUGUUAAGAGUAGGUGCUGAAGAUAAUAGCUGGGGCUGAAGAGAAUAAUUUGGAUAAAAAUAAAUCUUCACCCCUCAAUGCAACAGAGGCCUAAGAAUCUUGAAUUCUGGUCAAACAAGAUGAUGCGCUUCUGCCCUCGCUGCACCAACUUGCUGAUGAUAAAAGAAGCUGAAACACAAAUGCGCUAUGAGUGCGACUGGUGUCCAUACAUAUUUCCUGUCAGAAAGACUCAGGUUCACACAUUCCACACAAGCAAGAAGCCUCUGGACGAUGUCUUAGGAGGGAAGGAGGCUUGGAAGAACGUCGACAGCACAGAAGCUCCUUGCCCCAAGUGCGCCCACAACAAAGCUUACUUCAUGCAGAUCCAGACGCGGUCUGCUGAUGAACCUAUGACCAACUACUACAAAUGUGUUGAGUGCAGUUUUAUCUGGAAGGAGUAGACGAUAGUUAUUUUUGUAUCCUGUACAUUAGGUUAUGUGCGAUGUGAUGUUAGAAUUAAUAGUAAUUGCUUUACGUUAUUAUUCUAAGUUUGAAGUAAUGGAACUUGUACAAAUCUUUAUAGUGUCUUAAAUAGACCACACACUGCAGUAUAGUGGUUAUGUGAAAGUAAGAAAUUGAAUAUUUGGAAGAAAAAUGGAACUUCGAAUUGAAUAAAGUGCAGCCUUUCUUUGAAUAUUUUGUCAAGCUAUUACGCUUUAAUUGUGAAUAGAAGUUAAUAAUGCCUGAAACGUUGUUGACAUGUGUGAUAUAUAGGUACAUCUGUAAGAGCACUGGUGACUGUUUAGGUCAAGCUAUCAACGCUUCGGCUGACAUGUAAUAAUUUUGUCUUAAAACUUCCAUCCCUUAUCAUAAGAUUCAGUGACCUCUUAUUCUCUUAACUAAGAUUAUCAGCCGUGUUGUGUGUAAUUGAGAAUCCAAGGAAAGUCAAGUGGAGAAUGGAGAUGUGUUUGUCCCACCGUUGUUUCUUGCAUCAGAAUUUGUAUUAACUUUAUCCAGUAAUCUAUUGAAGAUUAUGGAUAGGUUUUAUCUUACUUUAAUAAAUUUUACCAGAAAGAAAUGUGUUGUUUGAAAUGGA
Molecule: messenger RNA, 1223 nt
Organism: Hyalella azteca
Lineage: Eukaryota; Metazoa; Arthropoda; Malacostraca; Amphipoda; Hyalellidae
Gene: Polr3K
Product: DNA-directed RNA polymerase III subunit RPC10
Exons: 4
Coding region: 226-588 (120 amino acids)
Biological process (GO): DNA-templated transcription; termination of RNA polymerase III transcription
Cellular component (GO): RNA polymerase III complex
Molecular function (GO): zinc ion binding; nucleic acid binding; DNA-directed RNA polymerase activity
Source: RefSeq, a predicted model, not a curated record